AUGAGAAAUCGGUGUGGUACGUCAAUAGUGGACGCUCAAGGGAAUAAUGAAAAUGCAUCGAUAAACGUUUUGUCGGAAAAGGUUGAAAAUGCCUGCAAUUCUGAGAGAGACUCUCAAAAGGCUUUUACGAAAACCACAGAUAACACCGAAUCUGUCUCUGAGCAAAAUAACGGUGAUUCAAAGGUUUCAAAUUUAUCCGCUGGAGAAACUUAUGAAGAAUGCCGAAUGUCUCUUCAGGACAGCAAAAGGCAAUCGUUUAAUAAUGAUAGAGAUUCGCUUAUGGAUUCCUUAGACUGUGUUAUUAAAAGCAGGCUUUCAGUAAAGAAAAAUAUUACUGGAAGCAAGAAUUCUCGUUUUAAUUAUGGUUUUUUACAAGGAAACAAGAAACCAAAACUUAGUACUAUCGAAGCUUCAAGGAGCCUAAAAAAUGAGCAUAUUUCACCUGAAAUGAGUUCUGAAGAUUCCAAUCAAAUCCACAAAAUGGCUGCCAACGAGGAAGAAUCCAUUUGUUCUAUAAAAGAUGACAUUGCAGUUGCAGGACCUUCUGGAAUACGUCCCCUUAAAAAAAAGUUCGUUUGCCAUAUUUGUUCUAAACGUUUUGAAUGUAAAAUCAACCUUGAAGAACAUUAUCGAAUACAUACUGGAGAAAUACCCUUCCAGUGCAGAAUUUGUAAAACAUCAUUUGCUCGGAAAUCAGAUCUCAAACGACAUUAUAAAAUACACUCUGACGAAAAGACAUUUGUGUGUGAUAUAUGUGGAAGAGAUUUCAAUUUCAAACAAAAUCUUAAGACACAUUAUCGGACUCACACGGGUGAAAAACCCUUUGUGUGUGAUGUAUGUCAAAAGGCAUUUGCUCAUGUCUCUAAUCUUAAAACACACAUCCGAACACACACUGGGGUAAAACCUUAUAAAUGCCCAGCUUGUGAAAAGAGUUUCACUAACAACAGAAGUUGCAGAAAUCAUCACAGGAGAAUGCAUGAAUGA
This is a messenger RNA of Argiope bruennichi, 984 nucleotides long. Its product is annotated as zinc finger protein 37 homolog. Gene Ontology annotation, biological process: regulation of transcription by RNA polymerase II. The transcript has a single exon. NCBI's taxonomy places the organism in Eukaryota, Metazoa, Arthropoda, Arachnida, Araneae, Araneidae. The record is from RefSeq and is a predicted model, not a curated record. Gene Ontology annotation, molecular function: DNA-binding transcription factor activity, RNA polymerase II-specific; sequence-specific DNA binding. The coding region runs from base 1 to 984 and encodes 327 amino acids. Gene Ontology annotation, cellular component: nucleus.